Molecule: messenger RNA, 19829 nt
Organism: Saccostrea cuccullata (small rock oyster)
Lineage: Eukaryota; Metazoa; Mollusca; Bivalvia; Ostreida; Ostreidae
Exons: 81
Coding region: 125-19591 (6488 amino acids)
Cellular component (GO): extracellular region
Molecular function (GO): chitin binding
Source: RefSeq, a predicted model, not a curated record
CUUCUGUUUGGAGGGAACAGCUAACUACACAGACAGCCCCUGUCCCACAGGCUACUACUGCCCCAGUGGCACCCAGAACUCCAAUGACAAUCCAUGUCCUGCUGGCACCUUUAACAAUGAAACUAUGAGGACCAAACUGGCCGACUGUCUCUCUUGUACAGGAGGAUCGUACUGUAACCAGGAUGGGCUAUCCUCUCCCUCAGGGGUCUGUAGUGCUGGGUACUACUGUAGUGGAGGCGCAGUCAAUGCCACGCCCAGCGGUGUGGGAGGAAACAAUUGUCAGGCAGGUUAUUUCUGUCCCGAGGGAUCAGUGAACCCCACACCCUGUAUCCCGGGGUAUUACUGUGUGUCUGACCACCUUAAUGACACCACAGGGCUGUGUAGUCCAGGAUACUACUGCACCAGUAAAGCUUCCGUGCCAAACCCCACUGAUGGAAAUGUCACAGGAGACAUAUGCCCCACUGGAGCCUACUGCCCCUCAGGCAGCCCCUCCCCCACCUACUGCCAGGCUGGGUAUUACCUCAAUAGUACGGGAAAUGAUGAUGUCUCUGAUUGUAAACAGUGUACACCGGGAUCCUACUGUGAUGGCAGUGGUAAUGUGGUGCCUGAUGGACUCUGCUCCCAGGGGUACUAUUGCCCCGGGGGUCAGGAUUCGGCAACACCCACAGGCUACAAUUGUACACAGGGUCACUUCUGUCCAGAGGGUAGUUCCUCCCCCCAGAGGUGUGCCUCAGGAUCAUACCAGGAUGAGUUGGGCCAGUGGACCUGUAAGGCUUGUCCAGCUGGCUACUUCUGUGACAGUGUAAUGUCCCCUGUGGUCCUGUACAAUAACUCUUACUGCCCUACUGGCUAUUACUGCCCAGAGAACACUACCAAUUCCAAUCAGUAUCCAUGUCCCGCUGGAACCUUCAAUAAUCAGACCCACCGCACCCAGCUGUCAGACUGCCAGUCUUGUUCUGGGGGUAUGUACUGUGACCAGGAUGGACUGUCCCAGCCUGUGGGUAACUGUCAGGCCGGGUACUACUGCACUAGCGGGGCCAACAGCUCCACCCCCACUCAGGACGCUAAUGCUAACAUCUGUCCUGAAGGAUUUUACUGUCCAGUAGGAACUGUGACUUCUCAGUCGUGUCCGCCUGGGACAUUCAAUCCAUCCACUGGAAGACAGGCAGUGGGAGAGUGCACCAACUGUACUGGGGGAUAUUACUGUCCUGAUUACAACAUGACCGCAGCAGGACCACAGUGCUCACAAGGUUACUACUGCCCUUCAGCAGCAGAUACUGCCACCUUCAUCAUCUGUCCUGCUGGUUCCUACUGUGCCCAGGGUGUGUCCACCCCCUCACCGUGUCCAGCUGGAACCUUCUCCAAUGUGACCGGACUGUCAGCGGUCACCCAGUGUACCAACUGCUCAGGAGGCUACUACUGCCCCAAUACAGGAAUGACAGAUACAGGUUACCAAUGCUGGGGAGGGUACUACUGCCCCACAGGUAUUGAUGUACCAAACCCCACCUCCUACCUCUGUCCCAGGGGAAUGCACUGUCCUAAUGGAAGUGAAAUCUACAAGGAGUGUACCCCUGGUACCUACACCAAUCAGACAGGUGCCUCCUCCUGUGACACCUGUCCGAACGGUUUCUACUGUUUACCUGUACAGCCAGACAAUGCUACAUUGAAUGCCCAGUCUUGUCCAGAGGGCUACUUCUGUCCUGCAGGCACAGGAAUAAACUGGCUGUCUUGUCCCAGUGGUUCCUACAGUAACCAGCAGGGUCUGUAUGCCUCCUCUCAGUGUGUGGCCUGUGACGGGGGACGAUACUGUCAAGGAGAACAUCUCACUGCACCAACAGCAAACUGCUCAGCUGGUUACUACUGCACAUCAGGAGUAGACCGCCCUAAACCUGGAGCUAGCAAUGACACAGCUACUGCCAACUGUACCUGCCCAGACCAGGCCUUCUACACAGGAGUGGGUGGGGUCUGUCCGGUGGGUCACUACUGCCCUGAGGGUUCCCCUGCCCCUGUCCCAUGUGUUGCUGGGACAUACGCUGACAGUGAGGGUCAAUCUGUCUGCUGGACCUGUCCAGAGGGUUACUUCUGUCUGGCCAACUCUACAGACUUCUUAUCUUCACCCUGCCCUGUCGGGUACUACUGUCCAGAGGGAUCAUACCAGCCCACACAGUGUGACCCAGGAAGUUACUGUCAGACCAUAGGACUUAGCACACCCACUGGAAACUGUACUGCUGGAUAUUACUGCAUACUGCAGGCUGACAACCCCACCCCAACAGACAACAUAACAGGUAACAUCUGUCCCGUGGGUCACUACUGCCCCUCAGGGUCCUCUCUCUACCAGCCCUGCCCCAUGGGAUACUACUUAGAUGUGACAGGACAGGACGAGUUUACGGACUGUAAGAACUGCACUGGAGGAAUGUACUGUCCAGGAAGUGGAGAGGAACUGCCAGCUGGAAACUGUUCCUCAGGAUAUUACUGUCCUCAGGGUCAAAGUUCAGCCACACCUCCAGCAUACAAUUGUCCUGUUGGUCACUACUGCCCAGGAGGUAUGGACUCUCCGGUCCGCUGUGAGAAUGGAACCUACCAAGACCAGGUCACUCAGAGUACCUGUAAGGUGUGUCCAGCCGGGUACUUCUGUGACAACACUGUGUCCAUUGUGGUACUAGACAACUCUACAACAAUCUGUCCCAUGGGACAUUACUGUCCAGCAGGAACAAGAUACAACAAUGAAUUCCCCUGCCCUAUUGGAACUUUCAACAACCUUACAGGAAUCACUGAUGUGAGUCUGUGCUCUCCAUGCUCCGGGGGUUACUACUGCCCCACACCAGGAAUAGUAACUCCUGUCAGCCAGUGUGACUCAGGCUUCUUCUGUAAACAAAAUGCCAACAUCUCCACACCAAUACAAGGGGUAGAUGCCAACAUUUGUCCAGAGGGCUACUACUGUCCAGUGGGGACCACUAAUCCUGUCCCUUGUCCCAAAGGAAGUUACAGUAACUCCACAGGCCUACAGGGAGAAGUGGACUGUAUUCUGUGUCCAGCUGGAAGUUACUGUGAACAGACAGCCAUGACAACUACCAGUGGACUCUGUGAUGCAGGAUAUUACUGUGUGCUUCAGUCCAACAGUUCCCAACAAGAUAUCUGUACAGCAGGCAGUUACUGUCCCCAUGGGUCAGGCAAUCCCACUCCCUGCCCCCAGGGAACUUACUCCAACACCCAGGGAUUGGCCAAUGUAACGCAGUGUACCUCAUGUGAUCCUGGAAAAUACUGCAAUGAUACAGGCUUGACCACCUAUGUGGCUGAUUGUGAUCCUGGAUUUUACUGCCCUGGAGGAGACAGUGUACCUAACCCAGUGGCCACACCCUGUCCCAUUGGUCUCCACUGCCCCGCUGGGUCCGGGUCACCUGUCCCAUGUGUACCUGGAACUUUCACCAAUCUGACUCAACAAGACACCUGUCUCACCUGUCCAGCUGGCUUCUACUGUGUUCCAGAGGAGGUCAUUGCAGGCAACUCCAGUUCAGGAUACAGCCUCUGUUCCAAGGGAUUCUACUGUCCAGCUGGCACAGGAAGGAAUGAAUCAGCCUGUCCAGCAGGAACCUUUAGUGAUGUGCUGGGACUGACCGAUUCCAGCUCCUGCCAGCAGUGUACUGGUGGUAAAUUCUGUGACGUGACAAACCUGACUGCCCCAGCAGGGGACUGUAGUCCUGGAUAUUACUGCACAGAGGGAGUGGAUACACCUACUCCAACCGGCAACCACACAGGUGUAGGGGGCAUAUGUCCUCAGGGAUACAAGUGUCCAGGAGCUACUGUGGUGCCAGAGGGCUGUCCUGCUGGAACCUAUCAGGACCAGACAAACCAGGCGACAUGUACAGCUUGCCCCGCUGGCUACUACUGUACUGCCAACAGCACCACCUACACAGACAAGCCCUGCCCCUCAGGCCAUUACUGCCCCACCUCUACCCAGUAUGACACUCAGUACCCCUGUCUCAAGGGCACCUUUAACAACCACACAGGUCAGGCUAAUGACUCUGCCUGCUCCCCCUGCACCCCUGGGUACUACUGUGGGUUCCCAGGUCUCAGUACCCCCACAGAUCAGUGUGACCCUGGAUGGUUCUGUACCCUACAGUCCUACCUGGCUCAGCCCUCAGCACCAGAGGGAGGAAUGUGUGUCGCGGGCCAGUACUGCCCCCGAGGAAGCUCAGCUCCCACUGGAUGUGAUCCUGGUCAGUAUUGUGACAGCAAUAUGAUGUCAGCACCACGUGGUAACUGUUCCAGUGGCUACUACUGCACCACCAACUCUACCACAGCCACACCCACAGGAACAGGGGGUGACAGAUGCCCCCCUGGCCACUACUGUGUGGAGGGAAGCUUUGUCGCUGAGCCCUGCCCCCCAGGAUUCUUCCAGCCCAGCUACAGUGCCCAGAACCUGUCUUACUGUAUAUCCUGUACCUCAGGCUCCUACUGUAAUGGCAGUGGACUCAGUGCUGUGGACGGACAGUGUGAUGCAGGUUAUUACUGCCCUACUGGCCAGACUGUUUGUAACCCCAGUGCCUAUGAGUGCCCGGCUGGGUACAUGUGUCCUGUGGGAUCUAGUCUCUAUCAGCUGUGUAGUGCUGGCUUCUACCAGGACGAGAUCAGACAGGCUACCUGUAAGGAGUGUCCCGCUGGUUUCUACUGUGACAGCUCUGUAGGACCCAUCACUAACUACACUACCUAUGUCUGUCCUGAAGGUCAUUACUGUCAGAAUGGCACCAAGGUAUCUACAGAAUUCCCCUGCCCCAGUGGCACCUAUAACAAUGACACUGGACUGAGAGCUGACUCAGAGUGCUUCCCCUGCCUCGGGGGAUACUACUGCCCCGCAGCCACUGUUAAUCCCUACCUACCCUGUGGUGCUGGGUACUACUGCAGAACCGGAGCAAAAACAGCAGCCCCAAUGCAGAAUGCUGAUGCCUAUGAAUGCCCUGUGGGACAUUAUUGUCCAGAACAGUCAACAGAGCCCACAAAGUGUCCAGCAGGAACUUACUCCAACACGACUAGAUUGAUGAACAUGACAGACUGCACUCCCUGUACCAAAGGCUGGUACUGUGACAGCCUAGGACUAACUGCUCCUGUAGGACUGUGUUCUGCAGGCUUCUACUGUAUAGCAGGAUCAGAUAACAUGGCUCCUACCAUCUGUCCCGCGGGCAAAUACUGUCCUGAAGGCACACAUACCCCAAUCAAGUGUCCAUCUGGUACUUUCUCCAACACAACUCGCCUUAAUUCCUCAUCAGAGUGUACCAACUGUACAGCUGGAUACUACUGCCAACAGGCGGGACUGACCACAGAGGAGGGUAACUGUACCCAGGGUUACUACUGCCCCACCGGCUCUACCAGUAGUAUGGCUGUCAUUUGUCCCAUCGGGCUGGUGUGUCCAGAGGGUAGUGACCAGCCCAAGUCCUGUGCUCCAGGGUAUUUUACCAACCAGACAGGACAAUGGCAAUGCAACAUCUGCCCCAAUGGAUUUUACUGUCUGCCAGAGAAUGUGACAGCUGGAAUUCCAACCUCUGGUCACUUUGACUGUCCAGCUGGCUACUACUGUCCCAGUGGAACUGGAAUGGACUGGAAACAUUGUCCCAAAGGAACCUACAGUCAACAAACCAACUUGUUCCAGGUGACCCAGUGUAAGGACUGUGAUGGAGGCUACUACUGCUCAGUAGAGGGAGCCACUAACAUGACCGGACCAUGUGACCCAGGCUACUACUGUCAGUCAGGAGUGGACCAACCCAACCCUGACAACGCGGCCAACACCACAGCAAACAACACCUGUAACCUGCUUGGAGGUCAUACAGGCUAUGGAGACAUCUGUCCCAUGGGAUACCAUUGCCCUCUGGGAAGUGAGCUGCCAGUGGAGUGUCCAGCAGGAAAAUAUCAGAAUGAAAUUGGACAGAGUGUGUGUAAAACGUGUCCUGCAGGUUACUACUGCCUGGUGAACUCUACAGACUACAGUGACAAGCCCUGUCCCUCAGGCUACUACUGCCCUGCUGGUACACAGUCAGACACAGAAAAUCCCUGCCCCGCUGGAACGUUUAAUCCCGCCACGAUGCAGACCAACUCCAGCGCAUGUCUAAGCUGUACCCCGGGUACCUACUGUCAAACCACAGGGUUGUCUGCCCCUACAAACAACUGCAGCGCUGGCUACUACUGCUCUGGUGGUUCUGUGGCGACCAUGCCCACUGAUCCCACCCAGGGAGGAAAGUGUGUUAGGGGUCAGUAUUGCCCAGAAGGAAGUCCAGCGGCCAUAGAAUGUCCAGGUGGGAAAUACUGCUUCAGUGAGAGGCUAAGUGAACCAACUGGAAACUGUUCACAAGGGUACUACUGUAAUGGAAGUACCAUCCUGUCCUCUCCCCCUGAUGGCUCUACUGGUGGUGGUUGUCCCCAGGGUCACUACUGUCCCACAGGUAGCAGCAUCCCCACUCCCUGUCCCAUAGGUUACUAUCUGGAUGUGAUCCUCAGUAGUGUGGCCUCAGCCUGCAAGAUCUGUAAACUCGGAAAGUACUGUGGCAGUGAAGGACUGCCUGACGUGUCUGGUCCAUGUGACCCCGGCUACUACUGCCCCGCAGGUCAGGUCUCGGCCACUCCAGCUAAUUACAGCUGUCAGCCAGGGUACUUCUGUGUGGGAGGAAAGUCAGCACCCGAGGCCUGCCCCUCAGGGACAUACCAGGAUGAUCCAGUGAUGUCCUCAUGUAAGAGCUGCCCUGAGGGUUAUUACUGUAAUGCCACUUUCGGUCCAGUGGUCAACUACGCCAACACUGUGUGUCCUGAAGGAUUCUACUGUCCUAAUGGAACGGAGCACGCAGAACAAUAUCCAUGUCCCAAGGGAACAUUCAACAACAGAACAGGUCUGUCGAACUCCUCUGAGUGCUCAGCAUGUGUGGGAGGCUGGGCCUGUGAUGUGACAGGUCUGACCACGCCCCUCAGAUUGUGUAAUGGAGGCUACUACUGCAAGACUGGGGCAGAUUCUACAACACCUGCACAGGCCCCAUAUGCUGACCAGUGUCCAGCUGCUUUCUACUGUCCGGAGGGAACAAUUGACCCCAUCCCUUGCCCCGAGGGAAGUUACAGCCCUGCCCCAGGACUGCAGGAGGAAAGCCAGUGUCUUAACUGUACUGGAGGGUACUUCUGUAAUGAAACUGGUUUACUGACUGUUGUUGGUAAAUGUCAGCCUGGAUAUUACUGCCCACCUGGGUCCAAGAUCGCUACCGAGAUCAUCUGUACUGAGGGUUACUACUGCGGAGAGGGGACACAGAACCCCACCCCCUGUCCUAACGGUACCUACUCUAACAUAACUGGACUGAUGACCGCCGCGGACUGUUGGAACUGUACACCAGGAUACUACUGUAAUGGACAAGGGCUCACUGCAGUCUCAGGACCCUGUAAAGAAGGUUACUAUUGUCCCUCUGGAUCUAGUUUGGAAACAGAGAUCAUUUGUCCAGCAGCCAAACACUGUCCAACAGGGAGCGAUGUACCCCAGGACUGUCCAGCAGGGACUCAUGCUGACCACGAUGGAGCCGCAUCCUGCACUGUCUGCCCAGAAGGAUAUUACUGUGUACCAGCUCUGACCGUGGCAGGAAAUGCAGCUUCCUCCAAGACAGAAUGUCCUGAGGGCUAUUACUGUCCUAAUGGUACUGGCUAUGACUGGAAGUCCUGCCCCGCAGGAACCUACAGUAAUGUGACCGGUCUUAGCAAGGAUUCAGAAUGUACACCAUGCCCUGGAGGAUACUAUUGUCAAGGUGUGAAUUUGACUACCCCCACUGGUAUGUGUAUGGAUGGCUAUUAUUGUGUAUCAGGAGUGGACAAAGCCAACCCUCUGAUGCUGAAUGACAGUCAGUGUCCUACAGGAACUGUCCACCCAAUCAUUGGUCACCAGUGUCCCACUGGUCACUACUGUCCAGAAGGUACAGAGUAUCCCAUUGGCUGCCCAGCUGGAUCCUACCAAGAUCUAAGCAAUGAGAAGGCCUGUAAGAUGUGUCCAGUUGGUUAUUACUGCUAUGCCAACACAUCAGACUACUCACCAUUCUUGUGUCCAGGAGGGUACUACUGUCCACUUAAUACAACAGAUCCACAUGAACAUCCAUGUCCAGCGGGAACCUUCAACAAUCUGACCACCCAGCACAGUGAUGUUGCUUGUCAGCCCUGUACCCAGGGAAUGUACUGCCAGGGGCCAGGGAAUGCCUACCCCACUGGAAAUUGUUCAGUCGGCUGGUACUGUACCAAUGGGUCCUCUAUCAGCACGCCAACAACCACUGGAGGCCAAUGUCAACCAGGUUAUUUCUGUCCAGAAGGAUCAUGGGAGAUGACCAAGUGUACCCCUGGUAAAUACUGCCAGACAGCAGGACUGGGUAUUCCUACAGGAGACUGUGCAGCCGGCUAUUACUGUCCCGAGGGGUCAACCUCUAUACAACAAGUGGACUGUCCAGUAGGUCACUACUGUACCAUGGGCAGUGGACUUCCAGAGCCUUGCCGAAAUGGAACGUAUGGUCCUAUUAUUCGCCUCCAGUCAGAUGCCCAGUGUACGCCGUGUGAUGGUGGUAUGUACUGUAAUGGUACAGGCCUCAGUGCUGUGAGUGGACCCUGUGACCCAGGAUUUUACUGUCCCUCCGGUCAGUCUGUGCCUAACCCUUACGACUAUCGCUGCCCCCCGGGACACUACUGCCUGACCAACACAAGUACCCCCAUCAGGUGUGCCAGUGGAUAUUUCCAGAAUGAAUAUGAAAAAGACUCAUGCAAAAUCUGUCCAGAAGGUUAUUACUGUGACAACAGUGUGACUGCCGUGGGAGACCUGACUAACUACACCUGUCCUGAGGGUUACUACUGCCCCACCCAGACCGAGCGUUACAAUCAGUACCCGUGUCCCCCAGGAACCUACAACAAUAGAACAAUGAGGGUCAAUGAGACAGAGUGUCAGUGGUGUCCUCCCGGAUAUUACUGUCAGAGCUCAGGGUUACCUGCUCCUGAGGGACCUUGUUAUGCAGGGUACUACUGUCUUGGUAACAACACAGAGCCAAAUCCAUCAGCCUACAUCUGUCCUAUUGGUAACUACUGCCCCGAGGGAAGCUACCUCCCCACCCCCUGCCCCUCCGGCACAAUGGCGGUCAAUACAGGAAACGUCAAUGUCACAAACUGUGAGAUCUGUAGCCCUGGGAGAUACUGUACCACCAACAGCUCAAAGAAUGGAGUGAGCUUGCCCUGCAGUGCUGGGUAUAUCUGUCUACAGGGUUCAGACAUUUCUAACCCCGCUGAUAAUGUCAAAGGUUACAUCUGUCCUGUAGGUCACUACUGCUUAGAGGGGGCUGUCAAGGAAACUAAGUGUGACAUUGGAACUUACGGACCAACGGAGGGACUGGGUGCUUGUUUAACCUGUCCUGCUGGUAGAACCUGUCCAAACCAAGGAAUGAAUGACACACUUCCCUGUCCUGCUGGGUACUACUGCACCAAUGGAACUUCAGGCAAUGGGGCACCUUGUCCUUUAGGUACCUACAACCCUCAUGAGCAGCUGGUGUAUGAGACGGAUUGUCUGCCCUGUAGCCCGGGUCAGUUCUGUAAUGAGACUGGACUGUCUGCCACAUCUGGACCCUGCAGUGCUGGCUUCCUAUGUGUGGGUAACGCGACCACAGCCACCCCUAACGACGGAACCAACGGACCGUGUCCCGUGGGUCAUUACUGUCUCUCUGGCACCACAACUGCUGAGCCUUGUCCAAGGGGAACCUACAGGAACCAGACAGGGGCUGGUAAUGAAACCGACUGCUGGCCAUGUCAGGGAGGUCACUACUGCGGCUCCACCGGAAUGACAGGGCCAACUGACCUCUGUUCAGCUCGCUACUACUGUCCAGACUCGGCUAAGAUUGAUUCAAACACUCCAACCACUCAUGUCUGUCCAGCGGGAUUCUACUGCCCCAGAGGAACAGCUGAUCCUAUUGGAUGUGACCCAGGAACCUACCAGUCAAUGACAGGAGAAGAAGCCUGUUUACCAUGUCCCACUGGAUUCCAGUGUACGGGUAACACCAGUGCCCCUAUCCCGUGCCCAGCCUACUCCUACUGUCCUGGUAAUACAUCUGAUCCAUUCCUCUGUGAGAAUGGGACAUACACCACUGACACCACGACUGGACUCGAGUUUGCCUCAGACUGCUCAGCAUGCCCAUCAGGUGUAUACUGUCGGGGAGGUAAGAUCGCUGGUAACUGUUCCGCUGGGUACCUGUGUGUGGGAGGACAGGACCGUCCCGACCCCCCAGAUGCUCUUUGUCCAUACGGAUACUACUGUCCAGAGGGUACCACCAGCCCACAAUCCUGUCCCCCACAGAGUUUCAUUGAUAAGACGGGAGCGAUGAGUGCUGGAGAAUGUGGCAGCUGUCCGGGUGGCCGUCUGUGUCCCGGGGGUCCCACCUCCAUCCCAUGUUACGCAGGAUCCUAUUGUCUGGAGGGUGACGCAGGAAAUCCCUACCCCUGUCCAGUUCUGACGUACAAUGACAUGGAGGGGGCCAAUUCCAGUGCCUCCUGUCUGCCCUGCCCUGGAGGCUACAUGUGUCCCGUUGCCAAUCUCACAACUUACACUCUGUAUCCCUGUCCUGUUGGAAUGUAUUGUCCGAACGCCACGAGCAUUGCUUAUGAAUGUCCAGUGGGAACAUACAGAGAUACCCAGAGUGCUGCCAGUAUUGAUGACUGCCAUCUCUGUCCAGCUGGAUUCAAGUGUCCAGAUGCCAAUAUGACUUACUCUGGAAUUCAGUGUCAGACUGGAAACUACUGCCCUGAGGGGUCACACAAUGAGACCAUUUGUCAGGCCGGAUACUACUGUAACAGAUCCAUGUCCCAGGUGCCUUGUCCCUAUGGUUACUACUGUCCUGAGGGGUCAGCCACACCCAUCCGGUGUCCCCAGGGUCACUACUGUGGUAAACUAGAUGACUGCAACAUGACAGAUGCAGGUGCCAUAGAGCCAGUAAAGUGUCCCCUCGGAUACAAGGAGUAUGAUGGAUCCCCCAGAGCCACCUUUAACGACACCUGUGAGCCGUGUCCACCUGGAACAUUCGGAGCUGAUCCUAACAGAGCUGUGUGUGAGACGUGUAGAGCUGGAACUGUUUGUAUGGCCCUGGCUACAUCUGACCAACCUGUGGCUAAUGACUCCUCCUUAGCCUGGGCUUUUGGCUUCAAUUCGACCAACUCCUAUAUCUGUCCUCAAGGUUACUACUGCCCAGCUGGAAGUUCAGAGCCGACACCUUGUCCUCAGGGUCGUUAUAACCCUAACCUGGCUGGAGGCAGUAUUGCUGAUUGUCCUCAGUGUCCAAUUGACCACUUUAACCACCUGACUGGUCAAAAGGGCUGCUUCUCCUGUGGAGGAGAGGCCUAUCAGGACUCGGUGGGGCAGCCUACCUGUAAAUGUAUGGGGGCGGGCAGAGAUUUCCAGGAAAGUGAUCGUCAAUGUCCAUGUGCAGCUGGCUUCCUUGAGUUGGCAGACAAUACAGACUGUGUUAAGAAGGUGUACGACCUUUGUAAGGAGGGCACCACACGCGCUCAGAAUGGCCAAUGUCUGACUGAUGCUGAAUGGGAGAAUUACUGCAAGAACCAGGUGUGUAAAGAAUAUGUGAGCUUUGACCGACUGAUGGGAAUGUGUCUAUGUAAGACUGAUGACCUUGAAGAACUCUGUAACCUUGAAUGUAGAAUAGCCCAGAGAUACCAAGUGUCAUUCAAGUGUGCUGAACCCCCACUGGAGCCUCACAUUAUCCUCAGAGACAAGAACAACACUAUUAUGAAAGAAUAUGCUGUGAGUGGACUCCUUAAAAUGAUAAACGCCCGCAAUGCCUUAACAGCAGAGCAGUGUAGCAGCAGAGAUAAUUCAGACUACCCAAUACACAUCAUAGAAAUGACCGACAGUGGAUUCCUUGGAGUGUACAACCCAGAUCCUACCCAACUACUGGGAAUGUUAGAUUCUCACAUCAAGGGAACCAUCACUGGCAACAUUACGGCCGACAGCAACAUUAACGCCAUCUACACCGGUCGCCGACGUCUGCUGGCGACGUCCACCAAUAACGGCUCGCUGUUCUCUGGAAUCGAGAAUCCAGUGGUCUGUCUGACUUACGGAGAGUACAUGUUAUUCUCUGUCAGCAACACACUGUACCCUGUCUAUGAUGUGAACAACCUGUUUAACACGAAUGACCAGUUUGAUUAUGGAGGAUUUAGGACUUUGGUGGAAGCUAUGACUCAGACCACUUCUACAGCUUCUCUGUUCUCUUACCAGUUCAAGGACCCUGGAAUAUAUGUCUUCUCUCUAAGCACGGAUGCCAACAAGAAAAUGUAUAUACGAGUGAUGGCCCAGGGAGCCCAGUGUGCUGAGAAUGGUCCAUUUUUCCCUCCCACCUCUGGUUACAUCAUACAGAACGGAAUCACAGUCGCCUCAGACAUUUUGAAAACCCCAGACUGGGAGAUCAUCUUUAUUCUGCUGGGUACAGCCUUUAUAGCCAUGGUCUUCAUGUUACUGGCUCUGGUUUUAUUCAGGAAGUAUGGCUGGUCUAAGAACUCCUACCUGACUCCGUUCUACCGAGCCCUGACCAGGUUCUAUAACUUUGAUGACUACUCCAGUAAAGGCUCUGCUGUACGACCCGCCAAGAAAUAUCACAGAAACAUGCACGCUAUCACCGCCGGCGGACGAAGUGACAGUGACUCCGAUCUCGGAGGAAUACUCGAUGCUAAUACCAUAGAGACAAGGAAUGAUGAAUUCUGGGAUUACGACAAGCAGAUUGACCUGGAGGCAUUUAAUUGUCGUACCCUGUAUGACACACUGUCCAAACAAUCUCGUACUGUUACCAAUACCAUUGGCAAACACAAAGAUGAGACAAAACAAAUGUACAACAGAAUAGCCAAUCAGACAGAGUCUCUAAAAGGGUUAUGGGCCGCAAAAAUGAACUUGAAAGGAAAAGCCUCAAUGGCUACUGAUGAGGACCUCGUCUGCUAUGAAAACAAACUGGAGGCUUUAGAAAUUGAGCUGGAAAGAAGGAGAGACAUUGGUCGUAGGUUUGAAGCCAUUCUGAACAAAGAAAGAGAACUCAUGAUGGAAGAUGAAUAUGGAAGAGAGAAACACCAGGUUGCCUAUCAAUCCUGUCUGAGAGAAGCUUCCAGAAAUUUAACUGAGCAUGUAGAAAAUCUACAGCAUGGUAAACUGACCAGGAAUGGAGAGUUUGAUAUGGCUGCUCAUCGUUCAGUGGGCUCAAGAGUCUCGUUGUUACUGCAUAAGAUGUCAAGUGAAAUCACAGCAGAGUGUCAGAGGAUUGGGGCCUGGGGUGUCCUUGGACAAGGCACAGGAGGUCAGCUGGUCAAGUCAGGAAAGAACAUGCCAAUGAAGCGUGAAGAGUUGAUUGGUCCAGACUUGAGCGUCAGAGCUUCAGACCUGAUCAGUCAGGAUGCCACCUCGGGACUCAUUCGACCCAAACCUGGUACAAAAAUGAUUCUGGCUAAUGGCACGCUGACUGAUGUUCCCGCUGACCAUUUCGUUCAUCCCCAGACUGGACAUGUACUGCCCAUCCAAGGCAAUGUGGCCUUUGACCCUGUUACUUCCCGACUAGUCUUUGUCUCGGAUUCAGCUACAGGAGAAGCUGCAAGGGCAGAUGAACCAUUUAUUCCAUUCAUUCCCUAUCCUGUCCACCCACAAAACAACCAGCCAAUCAAAACCAAGCUUCGCCCAAUGGAACACAAGAGUGACUUGCGAUACGGUGCCCCGAUGAAUGACCCAGUGACUGGACUUCAUGUACCCAUCAUGGGUGUCACCAUGCACCCACAGACAGGGGCACUCCUCCCAAUAGGUGGUACCCACAUUGACCCCGUCACAGGAAUGCAUACUCCCAUAGAAGUAGGUUCUCUGAUGGUGGAUCCAAACAGUGAACAACCUGUACCAAUCCUGGCUGUAACGCUUGACCCAGAAACAGGUGACAUUGUCCCUGUGGGAGGAACAAAACCUGGUAGUCGACACAACCUUCCCAUCAUUCCUGGGGACACGUUUGUGGAACCUCUGAGUGGUAAACUGGUGAGAGUUCAGAGUGGAUAUUUACUGGAUGCCAACGUGCUGCCCUCUGGUGGAGGUUUCCAGGCUCUGCUGGACUCAAGUGUGCUGGCUUGUGAGGCUCGAGUCAUAGAUACUCUGAGAGAACUCAAGGAUGCUCUUGUUGAUUCAACAGGAACAAAUGUUAAUGUACGACAUGAGCUCAGCAACCUGGAAGCAGCCACAAAGGAACUAGAGAAAGCUCGGUCCAGGAUGAAGGCCUAUUUACUUAGAACUCAGCAUGAUGUGGAGCGCCGACUAGAUCGCUCCUCAAUACUCGCAGCCACAGGGGGAUGUCCAGGAAUGUAUGAGUUCUCUAAGACUGGUCAGUUACUGCCCAUCUUGGUUGGUACCUCUAUGCUGGACCCCUCAGGAACAGAUCAACAAGUGCCAAUUCUAGGAGCAGACGAAGACAAGAAAACUGGUAACAUUAGACCAUUGGGAGGUACCAUGGAGGACCCAGAGGGGGCAGGUCUGGUGCCUAUCAGUAUUGGAAGAAGGGCUUUGGAUCCUGUAACAGGAGAAAUCAGUCCAGUGAUAGGCAUCCGCACUAACCCAGAGACAGAUCUAGCGGUGCCAGUGACCAUGUCCUCAGGUGGUCCCAGGAAGAAGAAGCCACCACCAGGGGCCCUCGCCAUGCUGGAGGAAGAGCUGGUCGCCAGGCGAGGGUUCUGGAGAAGACAGAGACAGAAGGAGAGAGAACUAGCCCUCAAAGAGCACCAGUUCACUCAGCAGCUCCUUUUCGACAUGGAUUCUGUGACUUCAAGAGACUUACAGAGAUUCUUGGAGGAGAUUGAUGCAGAUGUUCACCAACUUUCGGAGGCUGAGAAACGAGAGGUUCAGAGAAGAGGUGGUGCAGAGCAGGAGUACGCCACAGUGAUACCUCCAGAGGUCAUUGCGGUGCUGACCCAAAGUGAUGCCAGAGAACACGAGGGAGAGGAAGGGCAUGUGGCUUCCAAUGUCAAAUUGGCCGACACGCUUCGACGAUUCUUCAGUAAACUCCAGCAUGAAGAGAAACAGUACAAAGACAAGAUUGGUGACCUGGAGGGGGCCAUGAACCCUGACGCUGAGAACACUACUCUACAGAGGUACAAGCAGGCCAAGAUGAGACUACAGGCUGAGUUACGAGACUCUCUGAUGACUAGGAUAGAGAAUGUGGAUGAAGCUCAUUCUACACUGGAAUAUGCCAGAGAAAGAUCAGAGUUGUGUGCCACAGAAGCUAAGACUGUCUUGACAAGAGCCGGCCUCCUGGCAGGAGACUAUGACUGUCAGCUGUCAGGAGUUUAUGGUGAUGUUGAUUCCUCUGGGGAAAAAGAAUCUGAGCUGAUCCCUCUAUUGAAGCAGCUGAUAGCCAUGUUAGAGUCUGGUGGUCCAUUUACAUUGUCUUCAGAACUUCUAAACUUGAUCAAUCAAGGCACUGCAGGCGGUGCCGGUCAGCAUGUGACCAAUAUCAACAUUGGAGGCAGUGGUGGCGCUGGGGACAUCCAGCGCAGAGGAAGUACAGAUAGCCAAAGGAGACGCAGGGAUCAGAAGGAAAGAAGCAAACUCAACAAGUCUGGAGUCAAAUCAACAUCCAAAACAACUGGUACCAAGGAUGAAACAUCCAUAUUUGAUGGUACCCAGGGUAAAGGAAACAAAGGACAAGGUGGUGCAGGAUCACAAGAACUUUCUAGAGCUCUGUUUGAGAAGCAAGCUUAUGAGGCAGCCAAGCUGGAAAACGAUCUGAAGAAGGAAGAGAUUGAGGACAUGAACAAGAAUGUGGAUGACUGCGAGCUAGAGAAGAAGAAGGCAAUGGCAGACGCUCAGCACGAGUUGGAGAAGAAGUUAGCCAAGGCCAAGCAGGAGCAGGAGAAAGAGAUGAUCAUGAUGGAGUAUGCCAGCAACAUGCAGAAACUCAAUGAAGCCUUUGAGAAGAGGAAGAGGAAACAGUUGGACAAACUCAGAAAGAGGCUCUUGGAUGCCAGGAGACACAAAAAGAAAGAACUUGCCAAGAAACAUCUAUCAGAGGCCAAAGACAAUGGUAUCCCUGAGGAUUCAGUUCCCAACAUAGAAAUGCCAUCUUAUGAAGAGCUGAUGAACCAGUUACUGAAACUUCAGCAACAACAAGAAAAGAUGAUGGCAGACAUCAGGAAGAACAGUGGUGAUGCUAAAGAUCAAGUCAGAAGCCCUGAAAUCGAUGAAGAGUUUGAACGGCAGAUUCGAGCCUUGGAUAUCAGCAAGAGUCAGAAGGAGGCUCUGAUAAAUGAAGCCAAGAGCAGACGUAAGGAGCUCCAGCAGCAGAUAGAGGCAAUGAAGGAGAAGCUGAGGAAGAGGAAGGACAGGAAGGGAGGAGCAGAACUGACAGAGGAAGAGUUGCAGAGUCUGGAUGAGGAGGAGAGGAAGAACCUCCUCAAGGUGAGGGAGAUCCAAGGAGCUGCUGACAGAGACAUGGAGGAAGAGGCCAUUCUCAGUACCAUCAAAAUCAUGGAGAGGGAUCAGCAGAGGCAAGCUGGAGAGGAGGCUUUGAGAGAAAUGCUUCAGAACCAGACAGAGUCAGAGAGAGACCGCAUUCUACAGCAGUACCAAGACCAGCUCAGACAAUUAAACAACAGAAUGGACGACAGCAGGAAUGAACAGGCAGACAAGAUCAAAGCCAAACUGGCGGCUAGGAAACGAAUGAAGGAGGAGCUGGACAAAGAGAGGGCGGUCAACAAGGAACUGGACAGGAUCACCAAGAAACAUGCUGCCCAGAGUGAUUCAGAGGCUGCAGACCUGAUCAUGCAGAUAAAUGAGAAAGUGAAUGGAGACAAGCUGAUGUCAGAGCAACAGAAGCUGGUGGACCAACAGACAGGAGAACUGGAGCGUCUGGAGGAGAAACAGAACGAGGAGCUGAGGAGACUGAACCAGGAGGCUGAGGAAGAGAGGAGCAAGGAGGAGCAGGAGAUCCUCCACAACAACCAGCAGCAGAAACAACUGGCUCUGCAAGCUCAUCAGUCUAAAUUUGAAAGAGACAUGCUGCUACAUCAUCAGAACCUGACACCAGCAGAUGCUGAAUACCAGAAACUACUAGCAGCUCACAAGUCUGAAAUGGAGGCUUUAGAGAAGAACCUCAAUUCUGAGAAAGAUCGUCAGAGAGAGGCUCUCAGAAAGAAGAUUGAAGAGAAGAAGAAGAGGAGAGAAGAGCAGCUAGAAGAUAAACACAGGAUGGAGAUGGCACAGAAACUGUCCAGUCAACAACAACAGAGGGACAAACAGAAUGAGGAAAUCGCCAAGAAUGUGGAGAAUUCAGCCCUUAAAAACAAUGUCAAGAAUAAGGAUAAAGACAAGGCAGAGAACAUGAUCUACACUGUGCUGAGACAGCGACAUCUGAAGGAGGCCAUCCAUCUGGAGGACCAGCUUGCUCGUGAGCUGGAGGCAGCUCGUAGAAGAGCUCGAGCUGAGAUUGAGGAGAGCAGGCAGAAGGAAAGAGAAAGACUACUGGCUGCAUUUGAACAGGAAAUGCGAGAUCUGAUAGCAGAUUCUGGUAACAUGGACCCAGCAGAGUUAGCUCGUCGUAAGGAACAACUUAAACAGAGGCAGCAGCAAGAGCUGAGUGAGUUUGACAGCCACACUGCCCAGUUGUUAGAAAGAGCUGAACAAGAUGUUAGUCCUCAACAGGAAAUCAAGCAGACCCAUGACCGCUUAAACCUCAAAGAGAAACAGCUCCAUGAACUUGCUGAUGCCAUGAAGACAUUCUCUCCUGCAGAGGAGCUUCACAAACAGUAUGCUGAGCAGGCUAAAAUGGCAGCUGAUGAGGCAAAGAAGUAUAAGGAGGACAUGUACAGGAAAUUACAGGAGGAACUGGAGAGGAGGAAAGAGGAACAGAGAUUGGCGGAGGAAGAGAGGAAGAGGAAAAUGCUAGAGAAAUACAAGCAACUGGAGGAAGAAUUAGAGGAGCAAGCAAGACUGGAGGAACAGAAACAAAAAGAUCGCGAGGCAGAGCGCGAAAAACUCCGACAGCAGCAAAUGGAGGAACGAGAACGUCGUGAGAGAGAGGAGAUCGAGAAAUCUAACACCAGUCAGGAUGAGAAGGAGAAACUCCUCAGGGAGCACAAAGAGAACAUGGAGAGAAUACGGGAAGCCAUGAACCAGGAGCAGAGCCGCAGCAGACAGGCCCUUCAGGCCAAACUGGACGCCCGCAAGAAACGCAGACUGGACACAGGUAAAGCCAAGGUGGACAAGGACAUGAUCUUGGAGAAGGACAGUGAGGAGAUGAGCAGACUAACGAGGGCAGACAACGAGGACGACUUCCUGCAGGCAGGGGCUCCCUCAUCAGUGUCCGGUGGUAUUAUGUCAGGUCCAGGCGACCAGGCAUCGUCCGGUAUGGGUCAGUUCACACCUACAGGAAACCCAGAACAGGACUGGGUCAACAUGCUGAUGGCAUCGCCUCUAUUCAAACAGAUUAAUGACUUGGCGGACAUGUUGGAUAAGACAGAGGGAGGUCUGGGAGGUAGUGACAAGGUGCUAGGUGGAGAUUAUAGUAGGCCAUACAUGGACGUUAAGGAUGCUCAGUGGGUGUGUAAAGGAGACCUCAAACCAGCAGACAUUAACCAGAUAUCACCAGCUCAGUUUGUCAUUUACCGAUUUGGUGUGUUCGUUACCAGACUCUUACACCAGACAAUUGGAACACCAGAAGUCAGUCUGCUACUGGCCACAAACUUACCUCCUAAUAAUUACAAACGUAAUGCAUUCAGGAACUCUGUGUUUUAUGAGCAUUCUCGGAAGAUUCUGUUCGUUAGGAGGGAGAGAAUGGACUCAAUCGGUGAAUUUGUAGUUGUGAUUUUACACUCUCUAGCUCACAUUAAAACAGGGGACUUAAGUGAUGAUAGUGAUACGGUGUUCCUCAGGGAGUUCUACAAGGCACUACGCGUUGUGUGUCAGGACAUGUUCUUCUCUCGAGCUCACAACAACCCGACACCACAGACCCGCCUCAGUCUGGAACAGGCCCUGGGAACUGUGAAGAAACAGGAAGACAAGAUGGCCAUCGUGGGUGACCUUGUUGACCUGAGGGUGGAUGGACCAACCAGGAUAGACUUCUCAGAGCAGAGUAUGUCUCAGAGACUGUACGGAUGUGAAUCUCUAGCCAGCAAUUCAAGACUACGACAAUUCCUCGCCUCUAAAGGUGGUUUCCUUGCCACCAGUGAUUUUGUCAGCAGCAGAAUGUCGGAGUUGAGGGGUGGUAAGAGUCCUCCAGUGACCCCUAGACGCAGUCCACGUAAACCAGUAGCAGUGCCCUCUAUGAGGUCCCCUCCCGAUGUCAGGGAUACCCAACUAAUGGAUCUGGAGGCCAAGAAUGACCAACUCAAUGCUGAUCUCGCACAGACUCUGAAGGCUGUAUCAGAACUUGAGGAAGGAAUCAGAAACAUGGAGCAAAGUUCUCCCAGUGAUCCUAGAUUGACGUCAGCCAGGGAACAACUCGAGACAGUGCUGACUCGUAAAAACGACCUACUCAGGAGAAUCUCAACAACGGAGACCGAGAUCACGAAAAAGGAAAGAGAACUCAAAACAAAAAAGCGAUAGUCAAGUGACUGAGUGAUGAAAAAGGAGAGACUACAUAUCAAAAUAUGGUGUAAGGAACUACAAACUUUGGAAAUUUAAAGUAUUGCAUUCGAAUUUUUACUGCUUUACAUAAAGAAAUUAAGUAUAUUCAUUGUUUUUUUUUUUAUUAUAUUAUUUUUUAAGACAUUGUUUGACAAUUUCAGAAUAAGAUGCUUUUGUUAUUAUUAAAAUCAUAAUUUAUUUAGUCAGGUCUGUGAUA